This is a messenger RNA of Cyprinodon tularosa, 3191 nucleotides long. It is a transcript of the gene macc1, whose product is annotated as MET transcriptional regulator MACC1. Bases 168 to 2702 code for a protein of 844 amino acids. Gene Ontology annotation, cellular component: cytoplasm. The transcript is spliced from 5 exons. The record is from RefSeq and is a predicted model, not a curated record. Lineage: Eukaryota; Metazoa; Chordata; Actinopteri; Cyprinodontiformes; Cyprinodontidae.
GUUCCUGUAAUUAUUAAAACUUCCAAGCCCAACAUGCUCUCUGCGCUGGAGAGCAAACAGAGUUUAGGAGGGGUUCAUGUUCUUCUCUGAAACGCGCUGGAAAUCAGGGUUAAUAAGUGGAAAAGGCCUCUUUAUCCGAAAAAACAUUUAGUUUUGACGAUGACAACAUGGCAGCUGGAAGGAAUAUGUCCUUUCGCCGCGUUGGAAGUCUCAUGAGGAGUAAAUCUGAGGGGACACUAAUCGAUCUAAGUGAUGAUACAACACCCACUGACAACUUGAAUGGUGGCUUUGUACCAGGAAGAACACAGACUUCAAAUUGGCCGUUUUUACAGCCAGAAAUCUCUGAAUCCUCUCAAACCAAAAACCCUUUUUGGAAAAAUAUAUCAGGAUCCAACCCAUUCUUGGAUGAUAUUGUUCACAGUGGCAAAGAUAAAGAUAAUUUGAAUGGGUCAAAAGUAAAACAAGGAGGAAAAACACAACAAGAAGUUAAUGAUGAUGAAGAAAUAUCUGAGACCUUUUGGAAAAACAGACACAAAAUCAGCAACCAGUCUGGGAGAUGGAGGAGCGCCUCAGAUAUCCUCGGUGAUCUGGAGAAAAAGGGGCCAAAGCUUAAGAACAACUCAACACCACCUGGACAUGUGCUCAAUCCAGACUUUGAGUGGUUGAAGAAUGACAGACAGGCCUAUAAAAUGGCCUGGUUGAGUCACCGGCAGCUGACCCGCUCCUGUCUGGACUUAAAUGUGAUGAGCCAGAGCCCUGGGUGGGCCCAGACUCAGGCCACCAAUUUUCAAGUCGUUAGCAAGAUAGGCCACAGGGGAGGCUUAGUACAGCUACCUGAAUCCAAAAUUAGCAUUCAUGUUCCAGAAGGCCAUGUUCUCCCCGGAGAAAUACAGGAAGUUACCCUCAAAGCUAUGCUAAACCCUCCACCUGGACUUAACAAUAACUACAUGACAACAAUGAGUCCACUUCUCGAGGUGUUGUUGAGUAACAUUAACACGAAGGAAUGCUUAUCCAUGAAGAUGAAGCUCUCAGGAGAAAUAAAGGACAACCCUGAAAGUCAGGCGAUGACCACUGUAUUUGGAAUGGUGUCCCCCAAACGAGAGGGGCCAUACUCAAAAAUUAAAGAUUCUCACGUUAACAAGAACUCGAUCCAGAUAAAACUCCAGGACCCAAAAACACAUUUUUUUGUAAUAGCAGUGGCCGAGGCCUCUUCACUGCAGCCACACACUACAGUGUGGGAUCACCUCGAUCGGCAACUCACCAUUGCCGUUUAUGGCCCAAGGUUCAUUCAUCCAUCAUUCAAGGUUGUAGUAGUAGUCUGCUGUCACGAAGAUGUUCCACCUAAGCUUCCAUUCUCAGAUCUCUGUAAGGGCAGUAAAAAUCUGCCUCCACUUGUGCUGCAGCUUUGGGGGAAGCACUCCUUCAAACCACAAGAGUUGAAGGACUUUAUUGUGGGGGUGCAUGUCAUAGCCUCAAAAUUUCAAAUUAGUCCUGAAGACCAAAUGAAACCAGUGAGGCAAAGUCAGCUCAAGAUUGGGACAGUUUUGCAUCUACCAGUUGCAAUAUCUUGCCCUGAAACAGCAGAGAUAACUCCUUUUCAGUUAGACAUACAAGUGAAGGAAUCAAGCUCAUCUACAGUUGUGGCUGAUUUUCAGAUAACUUCCCCUCCUGUACCACCUAUCCGAUCAGACAAGAGGCAACCAACAAAUGUAGAGAGAAAGAUAGAAAUCGCAAAAACAUUUCCUAUUCCAGAAGAAACUGAACCAGAUUUACCCAAAUUUAAAGACGUGCCAGUGAAUCUGCAGUGGUACGGGGUAGCCUUAAAGACAGUUUACCGUCAGCCUCAUGUAGAAUACCUCCUGGAGUACAUAAAGGGCGAUACUGUGGCUCUGCUUUCUAGGGAGACGGUCAGGUCAAUUGGCAAUUUCAAGGUGAAAGAGUGGUACAUUGGGUUCAUCAGAGGCAAGAUCGGCUUGGUCCACUGCAAAAACAUCAAACUCAUAACUGUGGAUCAAGUUAUAGACUUCAAUGAGGUUCAAAUCACCACAGCAGUACUUUUAAAAAAUAUGGCACAGCCCUUCAGGAAGCUUACGUAUAUGUAUUCUGCCAUCCAGACAUUAGUCACAGAGCACAUAACUUGUUGGAGGGGUUUUGCAGAUGCUUUGCAGUACAAAAAUGAGCCUCUGGAAACAAUUAGGCGAAGAUAUGCUGAAACUGAGACUGACAAGGUGGCUUGCGUCCUGGAGAAGUUAAAGGAGGACUGCCACUCAGAGAAGACUAGGAAAAAGUUCCUGCAUGAACUAAUGGUGGGGCUACUGAAGGUGAACAACAUGAAUCUGGUGGCGAAGCUCGUUCAGAACACAGUUAUUCUGUCUACAGCUGUGGAGCUGGAAAUCCGAUGGCGAGAGCUUGCAGAGAAGAUGGGAAAACUGACCAGUGCACAGAUAGCGGCUUAUGAAGCACCUCAUCGAGGAAAAAAUGGUCAAGUCAGUGUGCAGUCCAUGUGGAAGCCUGCCUAUGACUUCCUGUAUGCCUGGAGUCUUCGUUAUGGAGACAACUCAAAGGAUAUGAUCCAGGAGCUGCACCUGGUCCUGGAUAAAAUGAAAAACCCUGUUACCAGAGAGUGGAGACAUCUGACAGGCAUUCUUAUCACUGUGAACUGCUUAGAAGUCUUUCAAGAAACAGCUUUUCCAGGACCUUAAAUGGAAAAACAACCUUUCUCUACCUGUGAAAGCACUAAAUAUGUUACUUAUUGACAUCUUUGCUUAAGAGACUAUUCAGUUGAAAAAUCUCUGUAAAACUGAUAUUGUAAAUCCAGAUGGGUGAUUAUUUAAAAGUGUUGAAAUGUGACUAUGCAACUGUCAAAUACGUGAAAGGAAAAUUAUUUUCAGUUUCUGUUCAUAAUGUCAAUAAUUCUUAACUAAUUUUCUCAAUAUUGAUUUUUUUUCAGCUGGUGUAGGACCCUGUAUCCUAAUUUUUAUUUACAGUCUUCAGUAUUCCUUGUCUUUUUAUAUUGCAUAUUACUUUAUGCAGAUUUUCAGUAAUUGAAUAGCAUUUAUAGUAACCUUUAUCUUUUUAAUAUCUUGGGGUAUAUUUACAUUAUGGAUCAAAUUGGUGGUGUUAUACUUUGAUUUUAAAAAAUAUGCAUAUUUAGCAUUUAUAUCACAUUUAAACGCGUUUUUUAAAUACUU